Messenger RNA from Colletotrichum lupini, 2037 nucleotides. RefSeq lists its product as uncharacterized. The transcript has 16 exons. Lineage: Eukaryota; Fungi; Ascomycota; Sordariomycetes; Glomerellales; Glomerellaceae. The record is from RefSeq and is a predicted model, not a curated record. The coding region runs from base 1 to 2037 and encodes 678 amino acids.
AUGUCUUUCCAUAUAGAGUCCCGCUAUGCCCGCCUCAAGAUUCGCCCAUUCCUCCUGCAAAGAGCCCCUGUCCUGCCAGUGAAUUUGGCCGAGCUCACCGAGACACACUGUGGAAGGGCGAUUAUUACACUAGGAACGCCUCAAGUCAGCCCAGACUAUGGCCGUCUAGCCUCAACUCAGUUUACCCAGUUGACGCAGGCGCGCAGAUCCCCCGCAGUGUCCCUUUGCGCGAGAGGCAACGCUGACGCCGUCGCGACCGUUUCCUUUGCCAACGGCGCGGAUGUCCGCAAACCGCUGGACGAAAACAACGGAAUGUCUCAGGAGCCAGGAAAGCCGCUCGCUUGUGCGGAUUACAUUGCGUUGUGGACACUUUCGGGGGUUUGCAUAUCCGAGCAAGAGCAAGCCCACGGCAGAGACCAAGACCGCAAUUCACUUUCCGAUAUCGCCUCUUGCAGUCGCAGCGCCACCAGGCCUAGCGACUUUACACAGCGAACCGACCUUGAUCCCCUUUCCCUCCAUAUUUUACACUACAACAUUCGACAAUCUACCCGCGUUGGCUCACCUGAAUCUCGCAUUUUUCGACAGGAGGGGUUUUCAUUCCCCACGGGAACUGUACCAUACAGCGAAGGGGAAGGGGGGAGGGAACAGAAGAACAACAAGCUAAUAAAGGGCAGCGUGGUACCGACAGCAACAUCAGGAGCGCAACCCGCAGCCUGCCAGGCCACCGCCAACCGAGCGUGCCAACCGACCAACCAAACCAGCCCUGCCCCUGAAGGGGAGAAGGGGACGGCGAUAUGCUGCCCCCUGACCCACAAGAUAGGUACGGUGGUACUGCUGAUCGCGGCGGACUUGCAACUUUUUUCCUUCAAGGUGGGAAGCUUGAAUAAGUGGUUCAUUUUGCUAACCGAACAAGGUAUCCUUUCGCCCGGCUGUUCCUGCGGCACGGAGCCAAGCUCUCCCCCGUACGGAGGUGGGAAAGGAUCAUCUGUGCCUGGCGGUAGCAAGGCCAUCCAUCUAAUCCAUUCGCUGGGCAGAAGUGGAAAGGCAGAUGAAUCGGCGUUUUCGAAAUCCUCUUCAACCUCUGGCUGGACACCGGGGGAAUCGGGGAUGAUGAUGUGGUUCAGACUUCAUAGUUCAGACCUUUUCAACGGGGCUGCAGAGUUUCCCCAGUUUAGGAGAGUUGUUGUGAUAAUACACUCCCCGUGGGCUCACGGAGGUCUAUCACAGGAGACAUUUUCCGAAACACAGGUUGCCUCCUUUCGGUUUUCUCCAGUGCCUUUCCCCGUUCAUCAAUCUCUCUCCCACUCCCGUGGCCGCGGGACUACAAGCGGGGGGUCCGGGUUUCCCGAUAUACAAUGCUCGGAUUUGAACAUGACUAGAAUACACAGUAUUCUCUCCGCUAUACACCAGAUGACCCGGGAAGACUGCAUUUGGAGAUUGUUGAUUUUUGAGUGUAAAUGUGGUUCCUCUUCUUCUUUCUUUCAAGCUUCUUCCCCCUUCCCCCUUCUGGGGCGGCGGGCCCCAAGCUUCUUUCUCUUCUUCUUCUCGUCGCCCCCGCAAUACCGGCGAGCGGUGGAUUGGUCCCCUAAUGCCUCUUUGACUCCCGCUGCCGGCGUGCCGCGACUGGGGUGGUUUGGACAACAUUCAUUUCGAGGGAAGGGUAAAGGAAGCACACUCAACACGGGCGGUAAACAUGCGUCCAUCCUCCGCGUACAAACUCUCUGCCUCAUUUGCCCCAGCCGGCCGGGGGUCGGUGCUCAACAAGGUAUCCAGCUACGAAGCAGUCGCCGAAAAACUCUGUAUCUAGAGAAGAUCAGUGGGAACAAGAAUCCCCGUCACCUUCAGACCGGUAACCCCCCCGAGUCAUAUUACAGCGAACGGACGAGCACGUUUCUCCAGUUCAGGGUCACCCGGGGGGGCUUCUGCGGGCACAGCGAGAUGAGAAAGCAUGUAGAAGAAAAAAUGAGGGAAUUAUUACUGGUAUCCCAAGUUCUCAACAACAAAAAUCAAAAUGGAGCUUUCAUCGUGGAGUUUUAA